AUGGAACGUCGUCUUGGGAAUAAGUACAGACUUGGCCGGAAAAUCAGUAGUGGCUCAUUCGGAGAGAUUUACCUCGGAACUGAUGUUCAGACUAACGAAGAGGUCGCUAUAAAGCUCGAAAAUGCGAAAACUCGGCGUCCGCAAUUGUCGUAUGAGUCGAAGAUAUAUAGGAUUCUUCAAGGUGGAACUGGUAUACCAAACAUGAGAUGGUAUGGUAUCGAAGGGGACUGCUACAAUGUUUUGGUAAUGGAUUUGCUUGGUCCAAGCCUUGAAGAUCUGUUUAGCUUUUGCAACAAGAAAUUUACCUUGAAGACAGUUCUUAUGUUAGCUGAUCAGAUGAUAAACCGACUCGAGUUUAUCCAUUCGAAGUCGUAUGUUCAUCGCGAUUUAAAGCCAGGUAAUUUACUCAUGGGUGUAGGAAGUCGGGCAAAUCAGCUCUACCUCAUAGACUUUGGCUUGGCUAAGAAAUAUAGAGACAGCUUGACCUACAAACAUGUCGAAUACAGGGACAAUAAAUGUCUAAUUGGGACUCCGCUUUAUGUUAGCUUUAACACGCACCUAGGUAUCGAGCAAAGUCGAAGGGAUGAUAUGGAAUCGCUAGGUUAUAUCUUCAUGUACUUCCUCAAGGGAAGUCUUCCAUGGCAGGGGCUGAAAGCUGAGAAGAACAAGAAACAGAAAUACACUAGGAUUAGGGAAGUGAAGGUUUCUACUUCCAUCGAAGCCUUAUGCAAAGGUUAUCCAGUAGAGUUUGCAUCCUACUUUCAUUAUUGCCGCUCGCUUAGGUUUGAUGAUAAGCCAGACUAUGCAUAUUUGAAGAGACUAUUCCGCGACCUUUUUAUUCGUCAAGGUUUUCAGUAUGAUUUUAAGUUUGACUGGAUGGUAGUCGGGUAUUCAUCAAGACGAGUUGUGGACUCUGGUAGUCGUGAACCAUUAUUCAGUGGCAGGGGUGACAAUGCAAACUAUGAAACCGCACUCAAUGGUAUUAAUGGUUUGCGGAUCAACUACAAUGAAGGCGGUGAGACGGCUGCAUCUGUAUAA
Molecule: messenger RNA, 1038 nt
Organism: Arabis nemorensis
Lineage: Eukaryota; Viridiplantae; Streptophyta; Magnoliopsida; Brassicales; Brassicaceae
Source: the annotation of a GenBank genome assembly